AUGAAUCAGUGCCCUUCGAUCAAUAUAGAAGAACCAGAAGAACUGCAAAAACCUUUUGAAGAGGAAGAAGCCUUGCUUGGGUUUAGGACAUGUGUUAUAAACAAAGCACCAGGUCCAAAUGGGUAUUCCAUGAGUUUUUUUAUAAGAUGCAUGGAGAUUGUGAAGAAGGAUGUGAUGACAACCAGUCAUAACUUCCAUUCACAAGAGAUUUUUGAGAAGAGCUUUAAUGCAACAUACAUAGCUCUUAUCCCAAAAAAUGGUGCCAAGGAUUUAAGAGACUUUAGACCAUUCAGUUUAAUAGGAAGUGUAUACAAGAUAAUAUCCAAAAUACUCACAGAAAGAUUGAAGAAAGUGAUGCAUAAUCUAGUUAAUACACUACAGAUAGCCUUCUUGAGAGGUAGGCAAAUCAGUGAUGCAGUUGUCAUAGCUAAUGAGUGUCUAGAUUCAAGAAUAAAAGACAAGACUCCAGAAAUUAUGUGCAAAUUAGAUAUAGAUUAA
This is a messenger RNA of Solanum dulcamara, 498 nucleotides long. RefSeq lists its product as uncharacterized. The record is from RefSeq and is a predicted model, not a curated record. Lineage: Eukaryota; Viridiplantae; Streptophyta; Magnoliopsida; Solanales; Solanaceae. The coding region runs from base 1 to 498 and encodes 165 amino acids. The transcript has a single exon.